Molecule: messenger RNA, 2799 nt
Organism: Colletotrichum chrysophilum
Lineage: Eukaryota; Fungi; Ascomycota; Sordariomycetes; Glomerellales; Glomerellaceae
Exons: 3
Coding region: 1-2799 (932 amino acids)
Biological process (GO): regulation of transcription by RNA polymerase II
Cellular component (GO): transcription regulator complex
Molecular function (GO): DNA-binding transcription factor activity, RNA polymerase II-specific; RNA polymerase II cis-regulatory region sequence-specific DNA binding
Source: RefSeq, a predicted model, not a curated record
AUGGAGCAUCCGCGCCCCGUGCUCCCAUCUCAGCGUUACUCCCCUUCGCCUGUCUACAGCUACGAUAGCAGACGAUGCACACCAACCGGCAGGCAGCCACUGAGGGAGUCAACGGGCAACGCCCAGACUGGAUCUCACCUGGGGAGUCUGGCCUCGUCGUGCCGCAACAGCCCUUUGGGCCUCUUCUCUCCGGGGCUUACCAACAUCCCUACUCCUCCUGUCGUGCCUUCGCAAGCUGGGGCAAGCUACCGGAGCAGUGGUAGCCUUCGGAGGCCAGAUGCUCUGCACCUAGCUGCGAGACGAGGACGACAUGACAUCAACCCCAUCUACUAUGCUCCCGAGUUUCGCCCUUACCGGGACAAGCAGGACCAGAAAGACCCCAAUGAAAAGCAAAUUUGGCCUCGUGUACUGGAGGAUGCGUUCCUUGACUCACUGCUUAUCAUUCCCCACAUGGGAAGGAAGAAGUAUAGCAUGCAAGGAAAGCAAUUUGGACGCAACAUGCUCAUCAGCGAGUACCUCUGGAUUGCCUACUGUUGCAGCUUGCAGCCCGGGCAGAAGGCUGAGGAGAGAAAACGAAAGCAAGUAUCCAGCCACAUUCAAGUUGUAAAGAAAAUGUUUGAGAAGCACAGAUGCUAUCACUUUUUUUUCGUCAAGGAUCCCGACAAGAGCGAGGCCCGUCUUAAGGACAACCUGGAAAUGGCCUCCUUCAAAGACAACCCAGUCCUGAUUGCCCUUUCCGAGAGCCGUCUCCCGGACGUCCGACCCAACUACGAGUACUUUGCCCAGAUUCUGGCCAUGGACUCUCUUGUUGUCAUGCGCCCCAAGACGGCCUGGAUCUUCGUUGCCUCGUCCGGCGUGAGGAUCGAGGAAAACGGCGACGCCUACGACCAGAACGGCAAACUCCUCGACCACGAGUACUACCCCCACUUGGAGAAGAACCUGCACAAGGAAGACGGCCUUUCUCGCGGCCUCAACGGCAGCGUUCUUCUGCACGAGUACAACCGCGAGCUUGCGCAAAAGGAAUCUGCCGCGGUGACAGAGCUGUCUCAGGAAUGGGAAGCCAAGUUCACCCCUCUGCACAAGUCGCUCGAGUACGCCAUCGCCGACAACAAAUGGCUUGACAUCCUGGAGAUGAAUGUGACUCUCGAGAUCCAUCCCCGCAGCAACUUUCCCGCUGGCUCCGAGCUCAACGGCUUCGUCGAGCUUAGCAUCUCCCAGCCUGCGCUCCAAAACCACAGGUGGAAGUGCGUCACCAAGCUCGCGCGACCGGAGGAACUCCGCCGUGGCGAGAACGAGCCCUGCGUAGUCGAGCAGACGAGCGAGGUCGGUGUGCAGUACACACACAGGCCCGGAUGCCAAGACAACAAGUUCGACUGCGACUGCCGCUCCCGCCCCAGACAAGAUGUGCGAGUCCCGUUCCCCGCAGCCGAGUGGGCGAGCAUCCUCAGCACCUGCGCGGGAUACCUCGAGCCGGUCGAGAACAAGACCAAGAUUGAGGAUGACGACGAGAGGGUCAAGGCCGCCGAAGAGGCCGCCCUCGAGGCAGAGCGCACCACGGCAGAGCUGAUCCAGCAGGUCGGCAUGUUCCAAGAGCUCUGGUCUGCUCCACCGGACAACAACGCCGACCGUCGUGUCUGGACUCGCCGCGGCAUCAUCCUCUGGAAGUUCCGCACCAUCCACGCCUUCGACGACAAGUGGAACCCCAUCUUCGAGAAGCCGGCUGCGCAGAAGGGUAAGCGCCCGGCGGACGAGGAAGGCGACGAGCACACUGGCUCCUCUCGUCGCGGAGGAGGAGGCCGACCCAAGCGGGUCUUCAACCCCCCCGGCACGACCUGGCGCUUCCUGACGGCGCUCGACCCAGUCUCGCAAGCCCAUCAACAGAACGUCUGCGUCAACCCCGCCGCCGCUCCGAGCCGCGACAUGCUCAUGGCCCCCACACCCCCCUACUCCCACCACCUCGCCGCCGUCAUGAACGACAAUAUGAGCUCUGCCUGGGAGUCCGUCACCAUGCCUGGCCAGCUGCCGAGCCUCGCAUCAACCGGCACCCUCGGCCUCAUGGACAGCUUCUCACACGGACUGGCCACACCUCCCCCGACGGCAUCCAUCCACUCGUCUUACGCAAGCAGCUACGACGGCAGCCACGAGCUGGCUGGCGGGUCGCACCAUCAACUCGACUUCCUGGCCGGGACUUGCACGACGUCCAUGGACAGCCAGAGCACCUUGAUCACCGACAUGGCGCCGACCCCGGCCGACCCGUUCCUGUCAGCGACGGCGGGCAUCCAGGUUUCAAAUGGCGUGGGCGUCGGCGUGUACGAUGACGCGGACUGCGAGGGGAUCUCCGAGUGGGACACCGCGCCCUCCUUCCACAGCCUGCCCCAGUGGAACGGAUGGAGCGAGGCAGCAUCGGACGCAAAGACGCAGCAGUGGCAGAACGAGAACCAACGCGCCACGGCGGCCAACUCCAACCUGUGGGCAGGAGAUAGCAGCAAAGACCACCACCACCACCACCAACACCAGGCUUGGAACCAGCAGCCGUGGGCCCAGGCCGUCUCGGCAGUCGCUGCCGUGGCCGGCACGGACGGCAGGUCCGGAUGGUCACCUGCGGAUGGGCUGCCCUCCCUGGACUCGAUCAGCCCGCUCAAGUCCCUCACCGGCAGCAGGAAGAGGGCACGCUCCAACAGCCUGGACAUGGAGAGCCGGGAGAACUUCCCCGCGACCGCCAUUCAGAAGCUGGUGCAUCACCGAGCGCCGGCAGCCGUCAUGGACGAGGGUAGUCACGGACAUCGGAGUUGGGACUGA